This is a messenger RNA of Aureobasidium musti, 1416 nucleotides long. The record is from the annotation of a GenBank genome assembly. Lineage: Eukaryota; Fungi; Ascomycota; Dothideomycetes; Dothideales; Saccotheciaceae.
AUGACCGAUCCAGCUCUUCUCGCCGAUACAAACGUCAUGACAAGUUCAAGUCCUACAAGAGCGACACUUUCGACCCUUCCGGUCGAGAUGCUAGAUAGGAUUUUCCGGCUCGUCGACAAUUCGGAUCUGAUCCAUCUGCGCUGCGUUAGCAGGUACAUCUCCACCAUUGCCAGCAGACCAUUCGCUAUCCGCAACUUCGGCAACAUGCGCCAUGUCGUCACUGAAGAGAGCAUGAAGACACUCCUCGCAAUCAGUGCGCAUGAAACAUUUGGCGCACAUAUCAAAAGCAUCAUACUCAGUCCUGUCCGUGCUAUUAGUGCUGUCCUCGAGCCCCUGGACUUCAGUAACAUCGAGGACGACGGCAUUGUGGUAGACAACUCCUUUAUCAAAUCUGGCAGGUUCAGCGACCUGAUGCAACAAGUCUUGUCCAACUUCAAGCAGCACUCUGAUUCGAUUGCCAUCGGUGUNAAAGAGGACUGUUGUCUGAGACACAGUCGUCGUGAUCAAUACUCCGUGGCACCGAAACAACAAAUAUUCCAUGGUGAAAGAGCCUUCUGUAAAGCUGCCGAACUCGGAACUGUUUUUGAAACGUCCGAAACACUCGAGCUCCUUUUUGCAGAGAUGCGCGCGGCUGCAAUCAACAUCAACAGACUUGAAAUCGAACUUGCUCGGGAUUCUUGCUAUAACGUGCGCGGUAAAACACAAAGGACGAUAAAAAAACUUCUCGAAUCACGCAACUCAUCCAUUGACCUCAAAAUUCGAUGGAAAUACCACGGCGUGCUGAAAUACAAGCACCUGCAGAGUUCUCUACGCUUCUCGGCAUCGUCCUUGCUCUUGGACCGCUUUGACUAUCGUGCUGAUGUUCUGCUCCUCGAUGACAUCGUCCAACAACUUACAGACAGGUCCGUUUGGGAGCUCUACCUCCGAGAACUCGACAAUGGUCGUCUCUCAUUCCUCAAUAUGUAUUUUAUACAAUCUCUCCGGACUGUCACACUUGCAGACAUAAACUUGAGCUCAGCUUACUUUGCAGAGGAUCUCUACAGCAAUAUGUUUGAGCGUCUCUCAAGAAUCCCAGAUUUGAGGCACUGCAAGCUCCACAGACUCCACUAUCUUUUGCAACAAGACACCUCCUGGAGCCCUCAUAUGAUGCAAACCCGAUCUGGAAGAUAUCCAUCCGAACGGGAAACUUUGCUUCUUGUCUUUCCUGAUGGCAAGUUCGAGUUUGAAAUCCAGGGUGCCGAUAUCUCGCAACAAUUGAAAGAUUUGGCCGCCUACACAGCUGCUGCAGAGAAGGAGAAGGUUCGAGAGACUGAAGCGGCCCGUCAGGUCAUCGACUCCAGGGUUGUAGGGGCUGGCGUGCCGAUUCUUGAGCAAGAGGAUCCCGAAUAUUCUUCAUUGGCCUUAGUCACCAGCUGA